UCGGAAACUAAAGAACUUUACGUAUGAUUUUGAACGGAAAAUCAUCCUAGAAUUGUGUGCUGUGAAUUUGCUGUCGAUAAUUUGACUGUACAUCCUGUAUCUUCGUUCCUUAACCCUUAAUGACUUCGUUGCUUAUAAGGUUGCGAGUGCAAUCCGUUUGUGCACCGAGUCGGUCAAUAACAAGCUACGUUCGCACAAUGGCGUCUCAGAGCGGCAAAGCGCCACGCAUUGCCGUGGCACAGAUGAGGGCCACUAACGAUAAACAGCACAACCUGGCACAGGUUCAAGCAAUUACCGAACAAUCAAAGGCUAAAGAUGUUCAGUUUAUCUUUUUUCCAGAAUGCUGUGACUAUGUUGGUACACAUCGCGAAGAAACAUUGAAAUUAUCGGAACCAUUAACCGGUCCUACGGUGGAAGCGUACAAGAAGUUGGCCCGGGAUAAUGAUGUUUGGAUGUCGUUUGGUGGCGUACACGAAAGCAUAAUCGAGGAGUCGACGGAAACGGACGGCCAAGUAAAGAACAUUUACAACACACAUAUACUCAUCAAUAACGCCGGUAAGCUCGUGGCCAGCUAUAGGAAACUGCACAUGUUUAACGUCGUUACGCCCGAGUUUAAAUUUCGGGAAUCGGAAACGGUUAGGUCGGGACCAGCUUUGGUGGCGCCAGUUGAAACCCCUAUCGGAAGGAUUGGACUACAAAUAUGUUACGAUAUGCGUUUUGCCGAAGCGAGUACUAUCCUCCGCAAGUUGGGAGCAGAUAUUUUAACCUACCCGUCAGCCUUUGCCGUUUCUACCGGUCGUGCCCACUGGGAAGUUCUGUUGCGAGCACGUGCAAUCGAAAAUCAAUGUUUCGUAGUGGCCGCCGCACAGAUUGGAUUCCACAAUAAGAAACGGGAGAGCUACGGACACGCGAUGGUCGUCAACCCGUGGGGAGAAAUUCUAGGCGAAGCGGGCAACCAGGAUCUGGAUGUCGUCGUCGCAGAGCUCAACUAUGCGAAGCUAGAAAGUGUUCGAGCGAAUAUGCCAUGCUUUGAUCACCGACGGGACGACGUGUACAGUUUAUCUGCCCGGCAAGAUAUGGCGUUUGUGAGCGGUUCGGUAACCAAUGAAAAAUAUUUGUUCGGAGAAUUCGAGAUUCCCCCGGAUACAAUUUUCUACGUUUCCGAGCAUUGCUUCGCCUUUACCAACAUCCGUUGUGUUGUACCUGGACAUGUUCUUGUAUCAAUCAAACGUCCUGCACACCGAUUACCCGAUUUAACACCUGCCGAAAGGAACGAUUUCUUUCAGACAGUUUGCAAAGUGCAGAAAGUCGCCGAGCGGCUGUACAACGCCAGCUCUUCGACCGUCACCGUACAGGAUGGACCGGAGGCCGGGCAGACCGUGUGCCAUGUUCACUGCCAUGUAAUGCCCCGGCAUUUGGGCGAUUUUCCGGAGAACGAUCAGAUCUAUAUCGAGCUCAAUCGGCACGACAAGGAACCGGAACGUCCGCGGCGAUCGAUAGAGGAGAUGGCUGCUGAAGCGAAACGUUUUCGUGACGAAUUUUCUCGCUAGGGAUUUCGAAGGGAUGUUCGUUUAUGUAGUUGUUUCCCCAAUAUCUAUUUGUUGAUAUAAUAAACCAUAUUUUACAGUAA
Messenger RNA from Anopheles coustani, 1630 nucleotides. It is a transcript of the gene NitFhit, whose product is annotated as nitrilase and fragile histidine triad fusion protein NitFhit. The transcript has 4 exons. NCBI's taxonomy places the organism in Eukaryota, Metazoa, Arthropoda, Insecta, Diptera, Culicidae. The record is from RefSeq and is a predicted model, not a curated record. Bases 120 to 1550 code for a protein of 476 amino acids. Gene Ontology annotation, molecular function: bis(5'-adenosyl)-triphosphatase activity; hydrolase activity, acting on carbon-nitrogen (but not peptide) bonds, in linear amides. Gene Ontology annotation, biological process: nucleobase-containing compound metabolic process.